Molecule: messenger RNA, 1074 nt
Organism: Gopherus flavomarginatus (Mexican gopher tortoise)
Lineage: Eukaryota; Metazoa; Chordata; Testudines; Testudinidae
Exons: 8
Coding region: 64-1074 (336 amino acids)
Source: RefSeq, a predicted model, not a curated record
CAAGCCGGGCGCGUACGGGUGUGUCCGUAUGAGGUGGGCGUGAGCCGAGCUGGGCGUGUACGGAUGUGUCCGUAUGAGGUGGGCGUGAGCCAAGCUGGGCGUGUACGGGUGUGUCCAUAUGCAGUAGGUAAGAGCCGAGCUGGGCUUGUACAGGUGUGUCCGUAUGCGGUAGGUGUGAACCAAGCCAGGCGUGUAUGGGUGUGUCCGUAUGAGGUGGGCGUGAGCCGAGCCAGGUGUGUACGGGUGUGUCUGUAUGAGGUGGGCGUGAGCCGAGCCAGGCGUGUACGGGUGUGUCCGUAUGAGGUGGGCGUGAGCCGAGCCAGGCGUGUACGGGUGUGUCUGUAUGAGGUGGGCGUGAGCCGAGCCAGGCGUGUACGGGUGUGUCUGUAUGAGGUGGGCGUGAGCCGAGCCAGGCGUGUACGGGUGUGUCCGUAUGAGGUGGGCGUGAGCCGAGCCAGGCGUGUACGGGUGUGUCUGUAUGAGGUGGGCGUGAGCCGAGCCAGGCGUGUACGGGUGUGUCUGUAUGAGGUGGGCGUGAGCCGAGCCAGGCGUGUACGGGUGUGUCCGUAUGAGGUGGGCGUGAGCCGAGCCAGGCGUGUACGGGUGUGUCCGUAUGAGGUGGGCGUGAGCCGAGCCAGGCGUGUACGGGUGUGUCUGUAUGAGGUGGGCGUGAGCCGAGCCAGGCGUGUACGGGUGUGUCCGUAUGAGGUGGGCGUGAGCCGAGCCAGGCGUGUACGGGUGUGUCCGUAUGAGGUGGGCGUGAGCCGAGCUGGGCGUGUACGGGUGUGUCUGUAUGAGGUGGGCGUGAGCCGAGCCGGGCGUGUACGGGUGUGUCCGUAUGAGGUGGGCGUGAGCCGAGCCAGGCGUGUACGGGUGUGUCUGUAUGAGGUGGGCGUGAGCCGAGCCAGGCGUGUACGGGUGUGUCUGUAUGAGGUGGGCGUGAGCCGAGCCAGGCGUGUACGGGUGUGUCCGUAUGAGGUGGGCGUGAGCCGAGCCGGGCGUGUACGGGAGCCGGGCGAGUCUCCCCUCCACCGCACAGAGCGCCUUUCCCAGCAAGGGGCAGAGUGGGAUUAA